Erythranthe guttata (spotted monkey flower) is the source of this 1648-nucleotide messenger RNA. Its product is annotated as DNA binding / DNA-directed RNA polymerase. The record is from RefSeq and is a predicted model, not a curated record. Gene Ontology annotation, biological process: DNA-templated transcription. NCBI's taxonomy places the organism in Eukaryota, Viridiplantae, Streptophyta, Magnoliopsida, Lamiales, Phrymaceae. Gene Ontology annotation, molecular function: DNA binding.
UUAGGGUUUAACGCAAAGCUCCAAAAACCCACAUUCACCCCGCAGACGUUUUGCCGUAAGCCAUGGCUAAAUCAAAAGAGAAGAAGAAGAGGAAAGCACCAGAAGAUGAAGAAAUGGGCCGCGAAGUCGAUAUGGGCGAGAUAUCGGAUGCCAUUGAUGUGAAAAUCAAGGUAAUUGACGAAAAUCCAGAACAAAAAACCGCUCCAGUAAUCGGAUACUUCCCGUCCGGGUACGACCCGCUGAAGAAUUCCGGCGAACCCGAUUCGGGAAUCGAAUCCAAUUCGAGCGUCAAGAUCUACAGGAGCACCACUGCGCGAAACCCUAAAAAUCCUAGGAUGCAGGUGGUGGUGGGGGCGGGUGGUUCCGAAGUUAAUUUUGUCGGCACAAAUUAUUCCGGCGAGGCCACUACGCCGCAGAUAUGUCAAUACGGUCUCGGCGUGUUGGAUAAGGAGACCCGGAUUUUGAGGAUAGUUCCCAUUGCUGGUAAUCGGAUAUUCAAAUUGGUACCGAGAAUUGCGUCGGUCGAGCAGUCUGAUAAAGAACUGCCGGAAGAAGUGACGGAGGAAGCUACAAAAUCUGAUAGAGCCAAACAAACGACUAAAAUGUACUCAACGAAGAAAAAUAUUAAAAAGGAUGAGAAAAUGGACACUCUGUACACACUACGCCAGACAGACGAGCCUGGAAUGGAGGGUGACACCGACAUGAAACUGAAAGGAGUCAAGGUCAACACAGAGGCUAUCGAAUCUGCUCCCGUUGGUACUAAUGAUCGAAAUAUCCCUCCGUAUAAUAUGGAAGCCACUGUUGUGGAAAUGGCUUAUCCGCUUGACGGGAUAAUUCUUAACGGGGAGUGGGAUUACCUUGUCGAUAUCUUCGAGCUCGCGCAAGCUGGCCAUAAAGUGACCCCCGAUGCUUACCCGCGUUUUGUUUGCAAUAGAUUUCACAAACUUGAAGAAGCCGAGGACGACUGGAACAAAAGGAAGAUAGCUGGCAUAUUGUCCUACAUCACACACCUCAUAAAGUUCAAGGAUAAACACUCGAUGGACGGUGUGUCGUUGUCAAAGAAUCACAAAUUCCCCUCUAUCUUAUUGCAGAAAUUCAGCUCCAUGUUUGACAUUUCGAGCAAAAAGAGAAUUCCAGAGCAAAAACAGAAUCUGCUUAUAAGUUAUAUAUUGGUGCUCUGUUUAUUCAUUGAUGAUUUUAAGUCCGACCCUUCGGAUAUAGCAAAGGAUCUUCGGAUGGACCCUUUAUCGCUGAGAACUCAUUACACUUACUUGGGUUGCAAGUUAGCCCGCGAGAAAACAGUUGUCACGGCUACUCUUAAAGUCCCCUUGAAAUUCGAUAUCAUUAAAAGGAAGAAGCGUGGACGCUGAGUGAAAUUUACGAAAUAUAAUCGGUGCGCAGUCUUUUUUUUUUUUUUAAUUUUUAUUUUGUAUUAUUAAACUUUGAAGCUCUUUUUUUUUUUUUUUGAUGGUUGGUUGCUUUUGGUCUUUAUGUUAUUAUCAUAGCCUAUUGUUAGGGUGGAAAAUCAAAUCAAACUAUUUUCGAUUGGAAAUCGAUUGUGUUUUGAGCUCGGUUUGUUAACUUAGGGGUCAUAUUUGAACUUAAAAUAUCAUAAAUUAUGUAUGAAGUUCGAUUUUUUUUAUGAAGU